Molecule: messenger RNA, 1886 nt
Organism: Brassica oleracea var. oleracea
Lineage: Eukaryota; Viridiplantae; Streptophyta; Magnoliopsida; Brassicales; Brassicaceae
Product: probable nucleolar protein 5-1
Exons: 8
Coding region: 124-1734 (536 amino acids)
Cellular component (GO): box C/D methylation guide snoRNP complex; small-subunit processome
Molecular function (GO): snoRNA binding
Source: RefSeq, a predicted model, not a curated record
CUUCAUCCACUAUAAGAACAUCUUAAACCCUAGGUAACUCGCGACUCCUAGUCUCUCUCUCUCUCAUUCGCUGUCUCUCCGCUGUUCCUAAAUCCUCCCAGGUGUUGAAUUGAGCUUGCGACAAUGCUCCUACUGUUUGAGACGCCAGCUGGUUUCGCCGUAUUUAAAGUAUUAGAUGAAGGAAAGCUAUCUAACGUUGAGGAUUUGGGUAAUGUGUUCUCGUCUGCAGAGUCUGCCCGAAAGAUGGUAAAGCUCAAGGCUUUUGACAAGUUUGACAACACCUCCGAAGCUCUUGAGGCCGUUGCCAAGCUCCUUGAAGGAACUCCCAGCAAGGGUCUCCGCAAGUUUCUGAAAGCCAACUGCGAAGGCGAAACCUUAGCCGUUGCUGACUCAAAGCUCGGAAACAUCAUCAAGGAGAAACUGAAAAUAGACUGUGUCCACAACAAUGCUGUCAUGGAGUUGUUAAGAGGAGUGAGAAGCCAGCUCACCGAACUCAUCUCCGGACUGGGAGACCAAGACUUGGCUCCGAUGAGCCUGGGGCUGUCUCACAGCCUCGCGAGAUACAAGCUAAAGUUCAGCUCCGACAAGGUUGAUACCAUGAUCAUCCAAGCGAUUGGUCUGCUUGACGACCUUGACAAGGAGCUCAACACUUACGCUAUGAGGGUUCGUGAAUGGUACGGCUGGCAUUUCCCAGAGCUCGCCAAGAUCAUCAGCGACAACAUCCUCUACGCCAAGUCUGUGAAGCUAAUGGGGAACAGAAUCAAUGCAGCGAAGCUAGACUUCUCUGAGAUACUGGCUGAUGAGGUUGAAGCUGAGCUUAAAGAGGCUGCUGUGAUUUCCAUGGGAACUGAAGUCAGCGACCUUGAUUUGAUGCACAUCAGGGAGCUUUGUGAUCAGGUUCUGUCUCUUGCUGAGUACAGAGCUCAGCUUUAUGACUACCUGAAGAGCAGGAUGAACACUAUCGCUCCGAACCUGACUAGUCUUGUCGGUGAGCUUGUUGGUGCUCGUUUAAUCUCUCACGGUGGGAGUUUGUUGAACCUCUCGAAGCAGCCUGGGAGCACUAUUCAGAUUCUUGGAGCUGAGAAGGCUUUGUUCAGAGCGCUAAAGACCAAACACGCCACUCCUAAGUAUGGUCUGAUCUACCAUGCGUCUGUGGUUGGUCAGGCUGCGCCUAAGCACAAGGGUAAAAUCUCGCGGUCGCUGGCUGCGAAAGCUGCGCUUGCUAUCCGUUGCGAUGCUCUUGGCGAUGGUGAGGACAACAGUAUGGGAGUUGAGAACCGUUUGAAGCUUGAAGCGAGGUUGAGAAGUCUUGAAGGGAAAGAUCUAGGACGUCUCUCUGGCUCAGCUAAAGGCAAGCCAAAGGUUGAGGUUUAUGAUAAGGAUAAGAAGAGUGGAUCUGGUGGUCUGAUCACUCCUGCUAAGACUUACAACACUGCUGCGGAUUCUCUUAUUGGACAAACUUCCAAAGCUGAGGAGAGUGUGAAAGAGAAGAAGGAUAAAAAGAAGAAGAAGAAGAAGGCUGAUGCAGAGGAGGAAGAAGAAGCCAAGACUGAGGAGCCAUCAAAGAAGAAGUCUAAGAAGAAGAAGGCUGAAGUAGAGCCUGAGACCGAAGAGCCCAAAACCGAGGAGCCUUCAAAGAAGAAGAAGAAGAGGAAGCACGAGGAAGAAGAAACCGAAAUGCCUGCUAAGAAGAAAGAGAAGAAGGAUAAGAAGAAAAAGAAGAGUGAGGCUUGAAGAGAGUUUAAUUUUUUUUUUUGAGUGCGUUUAUUGUCUUUUUGUUUCUGCCUUAGGUGUUAUUUGAAACUUUUAAGAACUGAUCAUCUAUUUGUGUAAGGCUUAGUCAUUUUCCCCAGAAACUUGCAUUUCUAUUGAAUUUUAUUAAAGUA